AGGUUGAUUAAUCCAUUAUAUUGUGUCAUUUGUAAUUUUAGCUUACUUCCAAUACAUGGCAGACGUGAUACCCAAGAUCACUGCUCUUCCUCGUUCCUGUGUUGUGAUACCGUGCAGUUUCACUGCUGAAGAUGAACAUCUCACUCGACUUCGUGUUCGUUGGGUCAACAAAAAGGGUGGCUACAUGUAUCACACUGACCCGGUGGACGUCUUGGACAACUUCAAAGGCCGCACAAAACUCCUCGGAGACCCGGAUGAGCAGAACUGUACUCUGGAGAUGGACGAUGUACGAACUCAUGACAACGGGCCGUUUUGCUUUCAAGCUGAAAAAGAAAAAGAGAAAUACAGCUUCAACAACAGCUGUGUGUUCAUCAUAAUGCGAAGUGAGGAAACAAGUCUUUACAAAACUGAUUUAAUGUCUUUAUUGUGUCUUGAAGAAACGCCGGACACACCAGUGAUAUCACCCCUCCCUAAUGACAUCGAACCCGGGACAGCAGUCACUGUUAAAUGUUCAGUCAAACACACAUGCUCCUCUCACCCUCCUGAAAUCAUAUGGAGUGUGCCAACUGUUCGAGAAACUAUCAGCCACAAUCCCAUGGACGAAGGGGUCUGGGAAACAGUGUCCACUGUGAACUUUAUUCCCACCGGAUAUGAAGAGGAAGAUAAAAUUGUCUGCAACGCCAAAUUUUGGGGUGGUAAAACACAGAGCAACAGUUCUGCCCCCCUGAGUGUUAAGAGAGUUCGAGGGAUUAAAUCAAAGAUAAUAGUGCUUUACGCCAUUGCUCCCUCGUUGGUUUUCAUCCUCAUUUUUGUGCUCGCUGUAGUCUUCAUAUCCAAGAGACAACACAGUUCUGAUUGUAGACAGCCUUAUCGUGAUAUGCAAGGGUCACAACCACAAUAUGAACACAGGAGAUCAAUGUGGAACAGAUUCUCGAGGUCGUAG
Messenger RNA from Danio rerio (zebrafish), 943 nucleotides. The record is from RefSeq and is a predicted model, not a curated record. NCBI's taxonomy places the organism in Eukaryota, Metazoa, Chordata, Actinopteri, Cypriniformes, Danionidae.